UAAAUUUCCCGGAAGGAUAGCCUUAACUUCACGCGACUUUGUGAAGUCUCAACAACACGAAGAGUGUUUAAGUUUGAAGCAAGGAAAGCGAACCCACUUCAAACAACAACAGUCCAAUCUCCUUAGCCAGUAGGAACUGACGUUACAUGCGCACAUCAAGCUCUACUUUCGGCGCGUGUGCGCACCUACUACCCCAUUUCUUCAACAACAAACAGUCUAACCUUUACUCAAGAAUAUUUUCAGAAAACAAGAAAAAUCUCAAAAUCCUCUCUUUUUUUAAUCUCUCUCUCUUCUCAAUACCCAUUAUUCUUCAAUGAACACCAACUGUUACUCUGAAAGGUCAGGUUAGUAUUAUUGAGUAAACAGUGAAAAUUCUAGUUUUCAAGCAAAGAAUUUGGAAAUUCUCAGAUUUUCAAAAUCAAGAAACGAAAAAGAGAAAGAUCCUUCUUUUCUUUUUGGCUAUUGACUUCAUGUUUCGAUUUUACAGCUCACAUCCUCAUCCAUUUCAAUUAGUAUAAUAGAAUUGAAUUAGUCAAUGGGAUUUCCUCUAUUAUUUUAUUUCUUUUUUUUUUUACUUCAAACUUUUCUGUUUGUUAUUUCUUAUUUCUUUUUAGUUUAUUAAUGACAUCCUGUUGCUAUUAUUGAUACCGAUCUUGUCUUUAUCACACCCAUUGUUUAAUCAGAAUUUGUAGUAUCUUAUAUGGAAUUUUUGCUUUCCUUGGAACCCACUUUUGGUUUAAUCUUGCGCGCAAAUACUUUUAAUUUAGUGUUUUAGGUGAAGAGUUUCAUAUUUUCUUCUCUUUUCUUGUUCAUGUUUUGAUCACAUAGACUGUAGGGAGGGUAUUAGAGCCUGAAAACUGUUGAUCAAUGGCUGAAUCCUUCGGUUCAGGAUUGUACAGCUGCUUUAAUUGUCGAAAUCGUGUUUCUCUCCAUGACGAUAUAAUUUCCAAAGAUUUUCAGGGAAGAAAUGGCCGGGCAUUUUUGUUCUCCCACGCAGUGAAUAUAACAGUAGGACCAAAAGAAGACAGGCAUCUCUUAACUGGUCUCCACACCGUUGCUGAUAUCUAUUGUGCCGAUUGCCAUGAGGUGUUAGGCUGGAAAUAUGAGCGAGCUUACGAGGCAUCACAGAAGUACAAGGAAGGGAAAUUUAUACUUGAGAAGGCAAAGAUUGUUAAGGAAAACUGGUAGCAGCUGCACAGUUUAAGGGUCUAAUUCCAUUUAUUUCUGUGUUGAUGUAAUUUUAUCAAUGCUUCAUUUUCAUCUUGUACAGAAACUUGUAGCCCAUUGGAAAUUUGUCAUUGUUUCCCACCAUGCAUUCUUAACAUGUAUGAUAUACUACAUCCAAAGGAUGCAUGAUGGAUUGGCAAUUCCCAUGUUAAUAAAUUGUGGCAUUGUCAACUACUUUCUACGAUAUUUCACUGUGUAGUAUGGAUUCAGCAUUGUGUAAAUAGCUUCGGUUAAAAUGGUUGUUACAUGAAUAUUAGACAUCAUUCCUUUCCUCCUAAAUCCUUUGCUG
Durio zibethinus is the source of this 1516-nucleotide messenger RNA. Lineage: Eukaryota; Viridiplantae; Streptophyta; Magnoliopsida; Malvales; Malvaceae. The record is from RefSeq and is a predicted model, not a curated record.